AUGAACCCGUUGGACGGACUCCGGAUCAUUGGGGGUUUGCUCCUAUUAAACGCUUUUCUCUCAUGGUGGUUCACUUCUAGUGGCACGUGGGGGUACCAGGGCCAUAAGAUCGAUCCCAAUUACUGGGUGGACGUGGCGAAAGAGGCAGUAUGGGGACCGCGCCAUAUGUCGAUGGCUGAGCUUCAAGAAUACAACGGUGUCCACCGCCCCAGAGUAUACUUACUGGUAAACGGAACGGUGUUUGACGUGACUCGCCGGCGGGACUUGUACACAGGCAAAGGCUCCUACCUGAAGCUUGCCGGCCGAGACUGUUCCCGCGUGUUGGUGACUGGGUGCCUUGAUCGGCCUCAAGAAUACACUCAUGACUUGCGAGGAUUAGAUGCUAACGAAGUAGACGAUAAAUUGGGAGGGUGGUUACGCUACUACCGCAAUCUGCCGGACUACUGGCCCGUGGGUACGGUAGAGUUAGACCCGGUGGAGGGACCGGUACCGGAAAAAUGUGACCACCGCGUUAGACCCUUAUAA
This is a messenger RNA of Diutina rugosa, 525 nucleotides long. RefSeq lists its product as uncharacterized. The record is from RefSeq and is a predicted model, not a curated record. The transcript has a single exon. NCBI's taxonomy places the organism in Eukaryota, Fungi, Ascomycota, Pichiomycetes, Serinales, Debaryomycetaceae. Gene Ontology annotation, cellular component: endomembrane system; membrane. Bases 1 to 525 code for a protein of 174 amino acids.